AUGUAUUCCAAGGCCCUUACUGCUCUGGCUGCCGCCAGCCUUGCAAGCCAGGCCAUGGCUGUGGCUGUUGGCGCCCACCAGCAUGGACAUCAGCACUUGCACGACAAGAGAGCAAUUGUCACCCAGGUCACGACGGUCACUGAUUGGGUUACUGUCACCGUGACCGAGGGCGAGACCGCCCCUACUGAGCAGGCGUUCUACACCAAUGCCGGCCGACCCAAGCAACGUCCUAGCUCUUCGACUAGCUCUUCAAGUAGCUCCUCAGUCUCUGUUGCCGCACCUGUCGUUGAGGUUCCCUCAACCACCAUUAUCACUCAAGUUCAACAGACCACUGCUGUCCCAGAAACGAGCACCCCGCCUGCCAAUGACGCUACGACAGAAGUGGUCUCUACUCCACCGGCAGUGGUUGCGCCCUCGAGCACCGAGGCUCCCCAAGCUUCCCAGGCUCCGGCAAACGGUGGAAGCAGCGGGAGCGGGGAGACAGGCGGUCCCAAGCGCGGUCUUGCUUACAACGAUCCCCAGCUGUUGAAGGCUUUCAUCAAUACCGGGACCAAGGUCUCGUGGACUUACAACUGGGGGCAGUACGACGACUCUGGCGUUGACCUCGAGUUCUGCCCCAUGCUGUGGGGUCUGAAGCUCGAUUUUGCCCAGACCUGGCCAGCGAACGCUCAGAAGGCGAUUGAUGCCGGGUCCAAGUGCCUGUUCAGCUUCAACGAACCAGACCUAGGGGCGCAGGCCAACCUGUCGCCGCAGGUGGCUGCCACCAAGCAUAUCGAGCUGAUGAACCCGUUCUCUGGCAAGGCCCUGAUCGGCGCUCCGGCCAUAACCAACAGUGGCGACCCGAACCAGGGCGUGGGUUGGUUGAAGCAGUGGUUCGACGCGUGUGGCGGCAAGUGCGCGGUUGAUUUCGUCAACAUCCACAUCUACGGGGUCGACACGAAUACGUUCCUCAGCCAUGUCCGCAACGUCUACGCCACGUUCCAGAAGCCCGUCUGGAUCACCGAGUUUGCCUUUGACGGCUCUGACGACCAGAUCAAUUCGCAGCUCGCGACCGUCAUUGAUCAAAUCGAGAACAACUCGACGUAUUCCUUCGUCCAGCGGUACUCGUACUUCAUGGUGCAGCAGGGUACUAUGGUGAAGGGCAACUCGCUCAGCACCUACGGCAACACAUUCGCCUACGGUGCCUAA
This is a messenger RNA of Canariomyces notabilis, 1188 nucleotides long. Its product is annotated as glycoside hydrolase family 128 protein. Bases 1 to 1188 code for a protein of 395 amino acids. Gene Ontology annotation, biological process: fungal-type cell wall polysaccharide metabolic process. The record is from RefSeq and is a predicted model, not a curated record. Lineage: Eukaryota; Fungi; Ascomycota; Sordariomycetes; Sordariales; Chaetomiaceae. Gene Ontology annotation, cellular component: fungal-type cell wall. The transcript has a single exon.